ACGCCCGUCGUAUCUGGUGCGACGCGACGGUCACAGGCUGCUGCGGAGGACAGCUUGGCGUGUAAGGAAUGCCGUCGUCGCAAGGCAAACUGCGACCAUAAGAUACCGGAGUGUUCGACCUGCAAACGUUACAAGCGUCAUUGUCUCUAUGAUAGGCUUGGGAAGACACCACUAACAAGAAGGCAUGUCGAGCAUCGACUAUCGCGUGCCGAAGCGAUUCUGAAGAGAUUGUUUUCUGACCAAGAAGUUUCGUACUUGCUUGAUCAAGAGCGCUCAGGCGAUGUACCCAUAUUGCCCUCCGUAAGAAAUGCUUCACGGACACAGACGCCACGGACGGCCAGUCCGGCUGGAGAGAGCAUUAAUUCACCAGCUUCGUUGCAUCAGCGGCAAUCAGUAACUUCACAACCUCAAGCACCAAUCCAAGGAAGUGCCGCUUUCGAGGAUCCGGGAUCAACAUGGAGCUUUCCCACUACCGACGUGGAGCCGGACCCUACAGCGGCCUUGUAUCCGGAUGGCGAUGAGGAAUUCGAGUGGGACGAAAGAGAGCAGACUGGACUUUCUGGUGGAGUCGCUAUGGCGGAGGAUGAUGAGGAAGGUGUCAGAAAGGUUAUGGAUGGCAUGGCCACGCUCACGGUCGAUGGUGGGAACUAUGGUUAUCUUGGGAUGGCGUCUGGUGCCUCUCAUCUACGAUCCUUGUGGAUGGAAUCUGGAAACGGUCUUUCCUGGGACUCUGGUGCCUGGAACGAUCGACGACGUGAUCUGCAGCACCUUCUUCGUCGGCAGACAGAAGGCUCAUCGAUAGCCUCUGCAGUGCAAACUCAGACUUUGGUAACACGAGCGAUGGUAGACAUGUUCGUCGAUGCCUUCUUCGUUCGCUAUCAUCCUGUCUUUCCCAUAUUGCAUGAGCCGACGUUUAGAGCUCAGUACGACAGUAGAAUGGCUCGACCUGGACAGAGUAUCUGGCUUGUUCUCGUGAAUAUCGUUGCAGCUUUGGGUGCCUUUGUCACAAACCCGAGCUCAUCAGAUGAGACGAGCCUGUCGAUCUUUCGGACGGCGAAGCGCUAUCUUGCAGUCAAUGCAUUGGAAACAGGCAACUUGACCCUGGUGCAAGCAUUUGGUAUGUCGGCCAUGUUCCUCCAGAAGAUCAACAAGCCAAACACUGGCUAUAACUAUGGUGGAGUAGCCAUCAGGAUGGCCAUCGGGCUUGGCUUGCACAAGGAGUUUGGAUCCCAACAUAUGAGUCCAUUCAAACAAGAAUUGCGACGAAGGAUAUGGUGGUCUCUUUGUGUCCUGGACGUGGGUGCAACAAUCACCUACAGUCGUCCGUUGAUCUGGCCGCAAGUUGGAGUCGAUGCAGCUUUGCCGUCCAACAUCCGGGAGGAGGAUUUAAUGAUCAAUUCACCAGUGACACCAGCCGAAGUCGAUGAAGCGACUGUCAACACGUACCUCAGAGUCCAGUCGUCGUAUCAUCUGCAGACGAUGCCGAUAUACAACCGGCUGAUCAGUAAUCCACCUCCGCUGCCCGAAGAACUCUUGACUCUCGACUCGACCAUCGUAGAGGCCUGGUUGAGCCAGGUGCCGCAUUACUUCAACGAUAGCAUCGGACAACACCUGGAGGAUCGGUUUGCGUUGCCACAUGGAAUUAAUUGCUGGAGAUAUCGAAAUCUUCGAAUCGUCAUAUUCCGGCCGUUGCUGGUGAAAUGGGCGUUGCAAGAUGGACUCGAAGAGACUCUUACUUGGCAUGAGCAGGAAGCUACCAAUCGAUGCUUGCGCGCUGCUCGAGAGAGUAUAGCGUCGAUACAGAAUUUCUGGAAGUCGAGACCGCAGACUAGGUUGACAGCGUUCUAUGUUCUCACUCAUCCCGAUUCAUUGUUUGCGUUGCAAAUCCCAGUCAAGCCGACGAUGGACGCGACUGCGUGGAUGGCUGGAUGCGCGCCUACCUUGAUCAAUGAAAAUCUUUGGGCUGGUAGUCUGGACAACACCAGUGCGGAGCUCUCUUUCAGUACCUGGGAAGGAGAUUGGAAUAUA
Messenger RNA from Aureobasidium vineae, 2028 nucleotides. NCBI's taxonomy places the organism in Eukaryota, Fungi, Ascomycota, Dothideomycetes, Dothideales, Saccotheciaceae. The record is from the annotation of a GenBank genome assembly.